GACAGAUUGUUUUUUAUCCGCGAUUUAGCUCGCGAUACCACUAUAUGAUUCUAAAAAGUAAAUUUAUCAUUUCAGGUUUUUCUUUAGUUCUUAACCAGUUACAAUCGCCAUUUAGUAAAUUAAAAACAUUUUCUGACAGUAUAAAGAUGUCAUUUUGAUUUUAGUUCGUAUAAUAUUUUUUGCUAAAUUCCCAUUGUAAGAUGCCGAAAUACUAUAGAUUUAGAGCGACUACGCCCACCCGGAAACCCAAACGAUGUAGGGAUAAGGAAAAAGAAAGAGAAAUACAGAAGAAGAUCAGAUUCGACACUGAAAGGAACUGGCUAGAUGUAACACUAGCUUGCACACCAGCGCCAUCUUGGUAUCUCAGGCGUACAUCAUGGCGCGAGAGUCCACCAUUAAUGGGACUUCCUCGUGAAUGGGCUUCGGGUCUCCGAGCAUCAAUACAACUGACCAAUCACCCUAUCUUAGCCUUCAAGAUUCCGUCAAGUACUCUUGCUCAAGAUAUGAAUCUGUACUGAGAACUCAAAUAAUUCUUUAUUCAAAAUUACAAGUUUCUUCAGGGAUAUUCCAUUGAAGUGAUGUUUUUGUAGUCAUGUAAAGAGUUCUAUUGUUCUCUUUGUUUAUAGCCGUACAAUUGUACCAAAUAAUUAUGCUGUGUGGGUUAAUACAUAAUUAA
Galleria mellonella (greater wax moth) is the source of this 676-nucleotide messenger RNA. RefSeq lists its product as uncharacterized. The transcript is spliced from 2 exons. The record is from RefSeq and is a predicted model, not a curated record. The coding region runs from base 201 to 518 and encodes 105 amino acids. NCBI's taxonomy places the organism in Eukaryota, Metazoa, Arthropoda, Insecta, Lepidoptera, Pyralidae.